AUGGAUACAGAGAUCUCAGUCCAGGAACAGAGUCCUCUCGGGCCGGAUUUAAAUGAGAUCACUAGGGAAAUUUUACUUCUUGACAGAUGGAGGGGAAUCUUCAGGUUGAGAACCAACAGCACAGAUUCUCAGAAUUGUGACGGCAGCCAUGUAUCUGCUGAGGAAACUGGAGACGGAACGGGAAUGCUUCGACCCAAAGGACAAGAACAGGUGCCAUCCCGUAGCUUUUGUCCUGUCCCCAAACUCUCCACCGUCUCUUCAAAACUGAAUGGUUUGCCCAUCUCCCCAGCGAUGGCCACAAUGUUGCAAAGAAGUCUCUUUGGAAACACCGUCCACGUCCUGGGCAGUGACUGGAGGAAGGCGCAUCUCAAGUUUCACCGUCCCUUCUCUGACCUGGCUUUUGCUUUACAAGUCGAAAAGGGAGGUGCCCAGAGCGUUCAGAUGGCAGUGCAAGGUUCCAUCAUCAAACACUUACUCUUUUCCAGAGAGGAAAAACACCGCAGCCUUCACAGCUUACGUAACCUGAGCCAGCGUGAGCAGGAGCGAGCCCUAGCUGCCACACUGGCUGGCAUCCUGUGGACUGCAGGAGCAGCUCAGAAGGCCAUCGUCUGUUUUGUCACCAGAGACAUCCCUAGCACUUCGAUUCUUGACUGCUCUCGCGACAAUUUCAUUGAGAGGCUCCAGCUGUUUGAAUUUUCAGAGAGAGAAGCCGCUGAGAAAUUCAUCUAUGAUCAUUUACACUGUUUCCAAGGUGAAGGCAGCCACGGUGUCAUCCUCUUCCUCUACAGCCUAGUCCUCUCCAGAACAUUCGAGAGGCUUCAGAAGGACCUGGACAUGAGCACCACUCAUCUCUUGCAGUCUCGAGCUGGGAGCAUCCUGUGCAGGCAGGCCGUUAUCAAUAUGAUUUUGACUGGGAGGGCAAGUCCAAAUGUCUUCAAUGGCUAUGAGAAAGGAAGGUCUGGGGAAACAUUACAUGGAGUCCUGGCCCGCAGUGACAUUGGCUACUUGCAGUGGGGUAAGGACACUUCUGAGGGUGACCGACUCUCACAGGUGGGCAGCAUGCUGAAGACGCCCACAUUUCCUAUCUGGCUGUGCAACCUCAGUGGAAAUUAUAGCAUCCUUUUCUGCACAAAUAGGCAGCUCUUAUCGGACUGGAAAAUGGAGCGAGUCUUUGAUCUGCACUUUUACAGCGGGCAGCCCUCCCAGGAGAAGCCCAUGCAUCUUACAAUAGAUACUCACUCCCAUCACUGGGAAGGGGAGCGCCGUGAGGAAAAACAUGGACCAGGAAGACGGUUUUCACCGGUGGAAAUGGCAAUCAGAACUAAAUGGAAAGAGGCUACCGUGAACUGGAAUGGAGCUAGUCCCUUUUUCUGA
Molecule: messenger RNA, 1374 nt
Organism: Microtus oregoni (creeping vole)
Lineage: Eukaryota; Metazoa; Chordata; Mammalia; Rodentia; Cricetidae
Gene: Mindy4b
Product: MINDY family member 4B
Exons: 12
Coding region: 1-1374 (457 amino acids)
Biological process (GO): protein K48-linked deubiquitination
Molecular function (GO): K48-linked deubiquitinase activity; cysteine-type deubiquitinase activity
Source: RefSeq, a predicted model, not a curated record